Messenger RNA from Eleginops maclovinus (Patagonian blennie), 3403 nucleotides. RefSeq names its product E2F transcription factor 1 (gene e2f1). Gene Ontology annotation, molecular function: DNA-binding transcription factor activity, RNA polymerase II-specific; RNA polymerase II cis-regulatory region sequence-specific DNA binding; protein dimerization activity. The record is from RefSeq and is a predicted model, not a curated record. The transcript has 7 exons. NCBI's taxonomy places the organism in Eukaryota, Metazoa, Chordata, Actinopteri, Perciformes, Eleginopidae. The coding region runs from base 1511 to 2875 and encodes 454 amino acids. Gene Ontology annotation, cellular component: Rb-E2F complex. Gene Ontology annotation, biological process: G1/S transition of mitotic cell cycle; regulation of transcription by RNA polymerase II.
UAAACAUAUUGACUGAACUGAUUAUUUUUCCUGGAAUCUUCAGAACAUCUUUGUAAAGUUCAACGUUGAUCCAAAUAAUAGUUUCCCGAAUUACACAACAGGAAAAACAUAGUGAUAAAAAUAAAAAAAUAAAAAAAGUUUUGAUCACAGCUCAAUAUUUUUAAUGGGGAACAAUUUUCUCAAAAUAAAGUGUUUUAUAAAUGGUAAGUUAUUAAAUGUAAGAUGACAAACGAACGUGAUGAUAGAACAAACGCUUUCCCCCGUGUAAUUAGUAUGCACCGUCACAUCGAUGAAUCUACGCUCGAUGAAAUAACUGACAACAGUUUACGCCAAUCAGACGCAGCCCGUCCCUUCCUCCGGAAACGGCUGCUUUUCGACCAAUGGCAAGCGUUGGAAUGAGGCACAUGGCACUUUCGCGGCAAAAAAGAUUUCGCGCGAAAACCGUCGGAUCCUUGUUUAGAUGUAGAUCAGCUGGGACAAUAACAACAAUAACAGCCGUUAUCUGGGUCGGAACGUCGCUUUUAUAAAUGGACUGCGCCCGUUGUGAGGACCCAACGGAACCACGAAGACUCUUUUAGAGGAUGCCGGUUUAUUUCAACGGUUUAUUUCCUUUCAUUUCCAGUUUAGUCAGACUGCUUCCUGCGUGCCCCAACAAAACGAGGGGGUUGGAGAAAUGCAGCUAAUAACCCAGCUAGCAUGCUAAUCUGCCCUAUGUUUUCAUAUUCAACAAGAUCGCUUUACACUCUGCUGAACUGGCUGUCGCUUCAUUAAAUGUGCUUGCAAAAUGCUUCUGAGUAACAGUGGGGGUUUUGAAUUGUUUAUAAUUGUAUUUCAAAAGCCCACCGUUAUAGUGGUGCGAUAAAGUUUUAAUAGCAAUUUAACUAAGCCCUUAUGUGUCAGGAUAAAUACUAGUGUUUUAUAGACUUAAAUAUCUAUUUUCUCGGCGUCUCUGUAUAGUUUGUUAACUUGUUUGUUGAUACGCUAGCUUGUUAGCAGGGUUUGUGUUAGGUGCAGUGUGGCCAGGCCUCGCGGCUGUACUGUACUGACAGGACAGAUGACAACAAAAGAUUAGCUUGCUCCCAUGCUAGCUCGCUACCCCCCGGCGUUUAUUUCAGCCACGGCUCAUUUUCGCCUAUUUAUUUGUUAAUAUGAGCUAUAUCAGUUGGUAUGCAUUUAGCACAGUUUCAUUUGCCAAAUUUCCUGUUUGGCAUGACAUCCUGUGUUGCUGUGUCACCACCAGCCUUAAAGUGGUGGUGAGCAGUUAGCUUCUUUUUUUUAAUCUAGGGAAUAUUGCUAUUCAUAAUGCAUUUGUAAUUGCUUGUUUAUAAGAUGGACCACGCAGAAAGGGUAACUUUUGUUUAGCAGUGUUAAAGCUCCCAAUAACCAAGCAAACUUUUAAGGGGGUUCAUCAUUGUUUACCAUAAAAUCCAAGAGUUUGCAGAAACUCGAAUUGCAGCAUUUUAGUGUGCGAAUCUUGAAGUCCAUUGAAGGGGUUUUAAGUGACACUGCAAUGUCAGAGACUCUGAUCACGGGCCACACAUCAGAGGAUCUGUUGGCUGACUUUGAGACUCUGCUGAACUCUGGGAGCAUUGACCUGGCUGAAGACCACCAGAUAGUGAUCAUCACCAGCCCCAGCAACGAGGGACUCCACCCGGUUGCUGCCCCCACCAGCACAGGGGAGAUCCUGCUGUUUGCCACGCCACAGGGCCCCGUUGAUGUUGGGGUCCAGGAUAAGAGGCGACCAGCCCUGGGGAGACCUCCGGUAAAGAGGAAGUUGGACCUGGAUAGUGACCAUCAGUAUGUCAGCACCACUCGACCGUCCAUAGGCCAAGCGCCACCCUCUACACCUGCCCCUCCCAGAGUCCCUCGAACAACGACGGAGAAGUCCCGUUACGACACUUCGUUGAACCUGACCACCAAGCGCUUCCUGAACCUGCUGUCCCAGUCUGCUGACGGCGUGGUGGACCUGAACUGGGCGUCGCAGGUCCUCGAUGUCCAGAAGAGACGCAUCUAUGACAUCACCAACGUCCUGGAAGGAAUCCAGCUCAUCUCCAAGAAGUCCAAGAACAACAUCCAGUGGCUUGGUAAUCGAGUUGAUGCGGCAGUGGUUUCCCGCCACAAGGCGCUGCAGACGGAGGUGUGUGACCUCACAGAGGCUGAGGAGCAGCUGGAUGAACUCAUUUCCAAGUGCAACCUACAGCUGCGACUGCUCACAGAGGACCAACAUAACAAGAAGUUGGGCUAUGUGCGCUGCCAGGACCUGAAGAAGUCGUUUGACUCCCCGGACCAGCUGGUCAUGGUGAUCCGGGCUCCACCAGAGACCCAGAUGCAAGUUUCAGAACCCAGCAAGAGUUACCAGGUGUCCUUGAAGAGCACGCGGGGGCCAAUCGACGUCUUCCUCUGUCCAGAAGAAAGCUCCGGCGUCUGCAGCCCCGUGACAGAAGGCAGUCCCUCCAAACCUGAUGCAGACCCAUCCCUGGUCCCGCCUCCCUCGCAACCCACGGACCAAUCGCAAGCCAGAAGAUCCGCAGCCGCUCUUGAAGUGGGUUCAUCAUCUCCAGCUUCCACGUCCUCAACGGUGACAGCCACCUCCCAGCAAGACCCCUCGUUACUGGUGUUAGGGGGGGACGCAGAAUCUCUCCUGGGAGCCGACCCCUUCUCCAACCUCGGUGACAUGCCCGACUUCAACCUGUCCCCCCUCUCCUCCUCGUACUUUCUGAACGGAGAUGGCCUCCCUCUCCCAUUGGAUGGUUUUAUCAACCUGUCCCCGCCCCACAGUCACGACUACCACUUUGGAUUGGAGGACAAUGAGGGCAUCAGUGAACUGUUCGAUUGUGACUUUGGUGACCUAUCGCAAGUGUUGGGGGACAGUUAGACGAAUGAGGCGAAGAGGAGCACGGAGACUUCUAGAUUCCUUCCCUUAUAGGCUUCAAAAUGAGGGCUGCAAAUCUUUAGAACUUAAUGUUCUAAGUGUGCCGGGAAAAUGUUUUGUGUAAAAAUCUCAGUCCCUAAAAUAACAUUAUUAGCACUUCUCUGGCCCUUACAAUUUUAGACCAAGAAUUUAGCUUUAGUAUAGCUAUUUAAAUUAUUUAUAUGAAUGUUAUUUUGAUAUUUCUUUUGUUAUUGAUUACGUUUCAUCCAAGUGGAUUGUGCAGGUUUUGGUGUGUGGAGUAUGGACUCGUAGAGCUGGUUUCCUUUACACCAAUGAGAUGCAUACUACAAAUCAUAAGGCUGUACUGCUUCCCAAACAAAAACAUUUUCGCUUCUGUAAUCGGCCCCCAGUUACUUGAAUUCAUCCAGACUUUUGACUGUUUUUAAAUGCUGUGUUCGUCGUUGAAGCGUAUAUAUUUUUUCCAGAAUUCAUGGUAAAAUUGAGGUUAAAUACAUGGUACACAAAAGAUCA